Messenger RNA from Durusdinium trenchii, 869 nucleotides. NCBI's taxonomy places the organism in Eukaryota, Dinophyceae, Suessiales, Symbiodiniaceae. The record is from the annotation of a GenBank genome assembly.
GUUGGCCAGGGGAGACAGCCAUGAUUCUAUUCCUGGGAGCGCUGCUCAGAUGACUGCUCUUCGGCAAGCUAAACAAACCGUCCUUGUCUUUCCAACCCGUCCGCCAAUUGAUGUGGAUACGGAAGAGGACCCGGACAACCAGCUUGGCCUGAGUGAGGAGGAGGCGCUUGUGGAUGAUGAACUGUACGUGGAUGAUACUUUUGUGGAGGAGUCUCCUAAGGGGGCAGAGGGGGGUCAGUCACCAGCACAGGUCGCUCCUGCACUACCCAACUCUUCUGGUCCUAAGGGCUGUGAAGCACCUUCCAAUGCUGCCACUGUCAACUCAAGGACUCACCCUGCAGAGUAUGCCCGCUUGUCACGGUUCGCAACUGGCAAAAAGAUUGCUAGGUUCCCGGAAAUGCAGAAGCUGUGGAGCAGUGGCAAGAAGGACGUUCUGUUUCGCCAGUGGGUUGCCAACAAUGGUGAUCCUGAUGCCAUUGAGUGCAAGCUCAAGGUCGUGGCCAGUCAGAAGAAAGAGGGGGAGUGCCGACAGGAACUGCUUACCGUAGCCCAGAUGCGGGAACGUGGUAUGCCGAAGAUCGAGGCUGUGGUGCGGCGUGGCAACGCUGUCCCAGAUGCGGAUUGCCCAACGUCGGUUGCCGACCUGGGGUAUUGGGUCGUGACUUCGAGGACCCGCACCGAUAAGGAAAGCUUGGAACGCUCCGCAGAACUCGAAGCUCAGAUCAACACGCAAGAUGCCAUCGGGGUCUUGACAGGUCUUGAAGGGCGCCUGGACCAGUUGCAUGGUGUGGGUCUGAACGCUGACCAGUCUCCUGCUGCAGGUGAUUUGCUUAAGUUCGUGAGAGACUCUGCUUCAACUGGCAUUGAAG